AGCUUUCCUAGCAGCUCAAGCAAUGGCUCACAAGACAACAUAGCUGGGCAGCCUUCCGCUAGAGGCACAGGCUGCCCAAAAGCUAUGGAGGCAUUGCGAAGACUUAGUUUGGUCUCGAAGGUGACCAUUGAGAUCCAGAAUCACUGGGGCAUAGAAGACAAGACGCUCGCAGAGUUCGUGAUCGAACUCGGAGAGUCUAGCUCUGGGGUGGAUGAGUUUGAGGCCAAGCUUCAGGAGAAUGGAGCAGCGGCUUCUGCAGCUUUCUGCCAGAGGCUGCUAGAGCUCAUCCAAAAGCUGGGCGGGCCGAAGAAGCCUGGUCAGGCGGAUGCCAAAGGUGGACCGAACGCAAAGGCUUCGAAUGAAGCCUUGGCAUUGGCAAACAAGGAGAUUGCCAGAGAUCCAAAAAUCGAUAGGCGAGAAAGAAGCCGAAGUCGUGGUGAACACAAGGACAAAGAGACCAAGGAAAAAAAGAAAGAGCUGCGAGGACCUGUAGAGCUUUAUGGCAUCUACAAGGGCCAGGUUUCGCGGCUCAUGGAGUAUGGAGCCUUCAUCUCCUUCGAGACCUCCGAAGGACGAAGAGAAGGAUUGGCUCACUUGAGCGAGCUCUCUCGGGAGACGCGAAAUGUGAACCGAGCAGCUGACCAUUUGAAAAGGAAUCAAGAUUGCUUCGUGAAAAUCAUAGGUAUCGCCGGGUCCAAGCUCAACAUCUCUCUCCGCGAAGUGGAUCAAGAGACGGGGGAGGACUUGAAGGUGCGGAAGCUGAGAGGUGCCGAGGAACCCGACGAAUUGGAUGUCUCCAACCCUAUGAGAAAGAGGCGGAUGGAGGACAAUGCCAAGUACGGCAAGGUCACUGGCAUUAGGCUGGACUACGCCGACAAUGAGACAGAGAGGAAAAAACUUCGACAGAAGAAGAAGCUCAAUGAGUACGAGAUGUGGGAGGCGCAGCAGUUGCAAGCCUCCGGUGUGAUUGAGCAGCAUGAGCGCCUCGAUUGUGACGAGGAGAAAGGGCUUUUGGCGGACAGUGACAUCGAGGAGGACUACGAGAUUGAGCUCCAAGAGAAGGAGCCAGUCUUCCUACGAGGCCAAACCACCAAAGCCGGGGUGAGGUUGUCACCCAUCCAGGUUGUCAAGGAGCCUGAUGGCAGCUUAGCACGUGCUGCCUCCACGGCACAAGCUUUGGCCACGGAGCGGAGAGAGGCCCGAGAGGCGAUGCAGCAGAGCCUUCUGGAUGCGAUCCCGAAAGAUAUGGGCAGACCAUGGGAGGAUCCAAAGCCUGAACCAGGUGAGCGAACCAUCGCGCAAGCCUUGAGAGGCCUUGGACAGACAUCCUACGAGCUGCCUGAAUGGAAGAAGCUGUACAUCGGCAAAUCCGUGUCCUAUGGGCAGAAGUCGGUUAAGCCGAUCAAAGAACAGCGUGAGGGACUUCCAAUCUUCAAGCUGCGGAAUGAGCUGCUUCAGGCUAUUCACGACAAUCAGGUUCUCAUCGUGAUUGGUGAGACGGGCAGUGGAAAGACCACGCAAAUCACUCAGUACUUGGCGGAGGCUGGCUACACGUCUCGGGGAGUGAUUGGUUGCACCCAGCCUCGACGCGUGGCUGCAAUGUCCGUGGCGAAACGUGUGUCGGAAGAGUACGGUUGCCGCUUAGGUCAAGAGGUUGGCUACGCAAUCCGAUUUGAGGAUCAGACUGGGCCGGACACUCUCAUCAAGUACAUGACUGACGGUAUGCUUUUGCGUGAGAUCCUGUCAGAUGACCAGGUCAGCAAAUAUUCCGUGGUCAUGCUGGAUGAAGCUCAUGAGAGGACCAUCUCCACAGAUGUUCUCUUUGGGUUGCUGAAGGCUGCAGUCAAGAAAAGACCUGAACUCAAACUCAUAGUCACUUCUGCGACGCUGGACGCGGAGAAAUUCUCCAGCUACUUUUUCAACUCCCACAUUUUCACUAUUCCUGGCAGGACCUUUCCAGUGGAAAUCCUCUACUCCAAGGAUCCGGAGCAGGACUAUGUGGAAGCUGCCCUCAUGACGGUGCUGCAGAUCCAUUUGACUGAGCCGUCCGGGGACAUUUUGGUCUUCCUCACAGGUCAGGAGGAGAUUGAUACGGCCUGCCAAGUUCUGCAUGAACGAAUGCAGAAGCUUGAAGCAAUGAGCCCGCCACCGCUGAUUAUCCUUCCUGUGUACAGUGCUUUGCCUUCUGAGAUGCAGACGAUGAUUUUCGAGCCUCCACCGCCGGGCUGUCGGAAAUGCAUUGUGGCCACGAACAUUGCGGAGGCCUCCUUGACCAUUGAUGGGAUCUUCUUUGUGGUGGACCCUGGGAUGGCCAAGGUCAAAAUGUACAACUCCAAGACAGGCAUGGACUCCCUGCUCAUCACACCUGUCAGUCAGGCGAAUGCCCGGCAGCGCUCCGGUCGUGCUGGGCGAACAGGGCCGGGCAAGUGCUAUCGUCUAUACACGGAACUGGCCUAUCGCAAUGAGAUGCUGCCAACGGCAGUCCCAGAAAUUCAGCGGACCAACCUUUCCAACACAGUGCUGCUCCUCAAGGCCAUGGGAAUCCAAGAUAUGCUGAGCUUUGAUUUCAUGGACUCGCCGCCUGUCGAGACCAUGAUCAACGCUCUCGAGUCGCUUUGGACCCUGGGAUCCUUGGAUGAUGAAGGAAUGCUGACAGAUUUGGGCCGUAAGAUGGCCGAGUUCCCCAUGGAGCCUGCCCUCUCCAAGAUGCUGCUGACAUCUGUGGAUUUGAGGUGCAGUGAUGAGAUCAUGACCAUUGUCGCCAUGCUUUCGGUCCAGAACGUUUUCUACCGACCAAAAGACAAACAGGCUUUGGCGGACCAGAAGAAGUCCAAGUUCCACCAACCGGAAGGCGAUCACUGCACCCUGCUUGAAGUCUACAAGACCUGGGCUCAUAACCGCUUUUCCAAUCCAUGGUGUUACGAGAACUUCAUCCAGGCCCGCGCUUUGCGGCGCUCUCAGGAUGUUAGAAGGCAGCUGAUCACCCUGAUGGACCGCUACAAGUUUGAGGUGGUGUCAUGUGGCAACGACUACAACCGAAUUAGGAGAUGCAUCACUGCAGGCUUUUUUGGCAAUGCCAGCAGAAGAGAUCCACAGGAAGGGUACAGAACCUUGACGGAUCACAACCAGGUCUACAUCCAUCCAGCCUCUGCGUUGUAUCAGCGCAACCCUGAGUGGAUUGUCUACCACGAGCUGGUGCUGACGAGCAAAGAAUACCUGCGAGAAUGCUCCACAAUUGAGCCGCAGUGGUUGCCUGAGUUGGCGCCAAACCUCUUCCAGCGGGCAGACCCCACGAAGCUGUCCAAGAGGAAAAUGCGGGAACGCAUUGAGCCCCUCUACAAUCGCUUUGAGCAGCCAAAUGCCUGGCGGUUGUCUCGCCGUCGUGGCUGAGAUCGGACAGAUCUACACUGAAAUUACAUGGAAAACACAUGGACACCCACGCUUGAUUCUUGCUGAGUCAGCCUCACAGGUCAUAUGGACUGUAGGAUUAUGUAGAAGGC
Messenger RNA from Durusdinium trenchii, 3500 nucleotides. The record is from the annotation of a GenBank genome assembly. Lineage: Eukaryota; Dinophyceae; Suessiales; Symbiodiniaceae.